Molecule: messenger RNA, 2304 nt
Organism: Opisthocomus hoazin
Lineage: Eukaryota; Metazoa; Chordata; Aves; Opisthocomiformes; Opisthocomidae
Source: RefSeq, a predicted model, not a curated record
CUGGUGGGCUCCCAGGAGGAGCUGGCGUCUUGGGGACAUGAAUACGUCAGGCACCUGGCAGGGGAGGUGGCCAAGGAGUGGCAGGAGAUCGAUGAGGCUGACAAGGCUCAGAGGGACACGCUCCUCACCCUGGUCAAGGAGAUCGUCCCCUACAACAUGGCCCACAACGCGGAGCAUGAGGCCUGCGACCUGCUCAUGGAGAUCGAGCAGAUGGACAUGCUGGAGAAGUACAUCGAUGACAACGCCUACUCCAAAGUCUGCCUCUACCUGACCAGCUGCGUGAGCUACGUCCCAGAGCCCGAGAACUCGGCUCUCCUGCGCUGUGCCCUGGGCAUCUUCCGCAAGUUCAGCCGCUACCCUGAAGCCCUGCGCCUGGCUCUGAUGCUCAACGAUGUGGAGCUGGUGGAGGACAUCUUCACUUCCUGCAAAGAUGUAGUUGUCCAGAAGCAGAUGGCCUUUAUGCUGGGCCGCCACGGGGUCUUCCUGGAGCUGAACGAGGAUGUGGAGGAGUACGAGGACCUGACCGAGAUCAUGUCCAAUGUCCAGCUCAACAGCAACUUCCUGGCUUUGGCCAGAGAGCUGGACAUCAUGGAGCCCAAAGUGCCGGAUGAUAUUUACAAAACCCACCUGGACCCAGCUGCCUGCCGGUUCGGGGGGAGCGGUUCCCAAGUGGACUCGGCCCGGAUGAAUUUGGCCUCCUCCUUCGUGAACGGCUUUGUGAACGCUGCGUUUGGACAGGACAAGCUGCUGACGGACGACGGCAAUAAAUGGUUGUACAAGAACAAGGACCACGGGAUGCUGAGUGCUGCAGCCUCGCUGGGCACGAUACUGCUGUGGGACGUGGAUGGGGGGCUCACGCAGAUCGACAAGUACCUGUACUCCUCGGAGGAUUAUAUCAAGUCGGGAGCCCUCCUGGCCUGCGGCAUCGUCAACUCGGGGGUGAGGAACGAGUGCGACCCUGCCCUGGCCCUCCUGUCUGACUACGUCCUCCACAAUAGCAACACCAUGAGGAUCGGAGCCAUUUUUGGGCUGGGGCUGGCGUACGCAGGCUCCAACCGUGAGGACGUCCUGACCUUGCUGCUACCUGUGAUGGGAGACUCCAAGUCCAGCAUGGAGGUGGCUGGUGUGACUGCCCUGGCCUGCGGGAUGAUAUCGGUGGGCUCCUGCAACGGCGAUGUCACCUCCACCAUCCUCCAGACCAUCAUGGAGAAGUCGGAGACGGAGCUGAAGGACACAUACGCCCGGUGGCUGCCGCUCGGCCUGGGCUUGAACCACUUGGGGAAGGGAGAGGCGAUCGAGGCCAUCUUGGCAGCGCUGGAGGUGGUGUCGGAGCCGUUCCGCAGCUUCGCCAACACGCUGGUGGACAUCUGCGCCUAUGCGGGCUCGGGGAAUGUCCUGAAGGUGCAACAGCUGCUGCACAUCUGCAGUGAGCACUUCGACUCCAAGGAGAAAGAGGAGGACAAGGAGAAGAAGGACAAGAAAGAGAAGGAGAAGAAAGAGAGCUCAGCUGACAUGGGCGCUCACCAGGGCGUGGCGGUGUUGGGGAUCGCGCUCAUUGCCAUGGGCGAGGAGAUUGGCGCGGAGAUGGCCCUGCGUACCUUUGGCCACCUGCUGCGGUACGGGGAGCCCACCCUCCGCCGGGCCGUGCCCCUGGCCCUAGCACUUAUCUCGGUCUCCAACCCCCGGCUCAACAUCCUCGACACCCUCAGCAAGUUCUCCCACGACGCUGACCCCGAGGUCUCCUACAACUCCAUCUUCGCCAUGGGCAUGGUGGGCAGUGGUACCAACAAUGCCCGUCUGGCAGCGAUGCUGCGGCAGCUCGCCCAGUACCACGCCAAGGACCCCAACAACCUCUUCAUGGUGCGGUUGGCCCAGGGUCUGACCCACCUGGGCAAGGGGACGCUCACCCUCUGCCCGUACCACAGCGAUCGCCAGCUCAUGAGCCAGGUGGCCGUGGCUGGGCUGCUGACCGUCCUCGUGUCCUUCCUGGACGUGCGCAACAUUAUCCUGGGCAAGUCGCACUACGUUCUCUACGGGCUCGUCGCCGCCAUGCAGCCCCGCAUGCUGGUCACCUUCGAUGAGGAGCUGCGGCCUCUGCCCGUCUCAGUUCGGGUGGGACAGGCUGUGGACGUGGUGGGCCAGGCGGGCAAGCCCAAAACCAUCACUGGCUUCCAGACUCACACGACGCCGGUGCUGCUGGCGCAGGGGGAGGGGGAAGAGCUGGCCACCGAGGAGCACGUGCCCGUGACGCCCAUCCUGGAGGGGUUUGUUAUCCUGCGCAAGAACCCCAACUACGACGUUUGA